Molecule: messenger RNA, 2376 nt
Organism: Poecilia latipinna (sailfin molly)
Lineage: Eukaryota; Metazoa; Chordata; Actinopteri; Cyprinodontiformes; Poeciliidae
Gene: tmem184c
Product: transmembrane protein 184C
Exons: 10
Coding region: 444-1787 (447 amino acids)
Source: RefSeq, a predicted model, not a curated record
GAAACUUUUAGUACCUACCAACGUCAACUUGCUUUAAAGUCUGUUAUUGUUAAAAAAGAAAAAAAAAAUACGAUGAUUCUGUUGUUUUUAAUCCGACGUGUUUAUUAGUCUGUAGCUUUAACUCGUCCAGGAAGCAUGGAUCGUUGAUCGGUUUGUUUACAUGGUGAAUCAGCUGACGAGCUAACGUUAGCAAACUUGAGUCACAUGAGUUGUUAAUAAAACACCAGUUGUAUCUUCUUAAAUGAAACGCGGAGUUAGAGAAGAACUUAGCGUGUAGAUGUAGAAUAGAAAGAUUUGCUAGGAAGGCACUAAGUGAGACAUUUGGGGUAUGUUAAUGGGAGACUAAAGCUGCUACAGAAGGUAAAGGCGUUAGCUACAGGUUCCUGUGUUUGUCAUCGGAUCAGGGGACUGUUUUAAAGGCCCUGUGGUGGCUUCAUGACAAGAUGCCUUGCUCCUGUGGGGACUGGAGAAGAUGGAUUCGGCCGCUGGUCGUUGUGUUGUAUAUUUUGUUGCUAAUUGUCGUCUUACCGCUUGUCAUCUGGGAGCUACAGAAAUCUGGGGUUGGAACUCACAACAAAGCAUGGUUCAUUGCUGGGAUUUUUGUUUUCAUGACCAUACCUAUAUCAUUAUGGGGCAUUCUCCAGCAUCUGGUGCACUACACCCAACCAGAGCUCCAGAAGCCUAUUAUCAGGAUAUUAUGGAUGGUCCCAAUCUACAGCUUGGACAGCUGGAUUGCGCUAAAGUACCCCAGUAUAGCAAUCUAUGUGGACACGUGCAGAGAAUGCUACGAGGCCUAUGUCAUCUAUAACUUCAUGACUUUCUUGCUUAACUACCUGGAGCGUCAGUAUCCCAGCUUGGUGAUGAUGCUGGAGGUCCAGGAGCAGCAGAAGCACCUCCCACCGCUCUGCUGCUGCCCACCUUGGCCAAUGGGAGAGGUGUUGCUGUUGCGAUGUAAACUGGGAGUCCUGCAGUACACGGUGGUAAGACCCGUCACAACAGUGAUCGCUUUGAUCUGUCAGCUGUGUGACGUUUACGACGAAGGCAAUUUUAGCUUUAAAAAUGCCUGGACAUACCUGGUUAUUUUCAACAACAUGUCACAGCUGUUUGCAAUGUACUGCCUGGUUCUGUUCUACCGGGCUCUGAGGGAUGAGCUGAGCCCCAUCAAACCAGUGGGGAAAUUCUUGUGUGUCAAAAUGGUGGUGUUUGUCUCUUUUUGGCAAGCUGUGCUGAUUGCUUUGCUGGUAAAAGUGGGAAUAAUCUCAGAGAAACGGACCUGGGACUGGCAGAGUGUGGAGGCUGUUGCUACGGGCUUACAGGAUUUCAUCAUCUGUGUCGAGAUGUUUCUCGCAGCCAUCGCUCAUCACUUCAGCUUUACCUACAAACCUUACAUCCAGGAGGCAGAGGAGGUCUCCUGCUUUGACUCUUUUAUGGCCAUGUGGGACAUCUCAGAUGUCAGGGCGGAUAUUUCUGAACAAGUUCGUAAUGUUGGAAGGACAGUCAUGGGUCGCCCAAAGAAGUCGUAUUUUGGCGAGGCGCAGAACGACGGCGAGCGUUCUGGGCUUCUGUCUUCGGCGUCUCAAGACACCAUCACAGAAGCUGCAAGCAACCAAGGUCAGUACGAGGGGCUUGGAAGAACCCUCACACCGCAUUCCUUAUCAGCGCCGGCAGGGUUGGACUCGGCUGUGUGGGAAGAAGGUCAUGAGGCUAGAACUGACUCAACCCAAGAUAAUGCAAGGACGAAUCACACCAAAGAACCAGAAGAGGCGGAUCUCAUAGUCAUCACAUAGGUUGGUCUAUUGUCAUAUGACUGGGCAGGUCCCAGGUCCAAAGCUUAGGAAAACAAAUGACACUACAGCUGAUUAAAAUCAGCCGGUGAAAAAUGAAAAGGACCUCUCCGUUAAUGACAGCUGUAUGAAUGUUCAUUCGAAGGUUGGGUCUUACAUGGCUUAUUGACACGCAUUUCACUGUUUUAUGUUGUAUGAGAAAAGAGAGAAGAAGCUUGUGCUCAAAGUUCCCACAAUACAUCCAUUAUAGCCGUUAAAAAGCCAAGAGCAUGUCUGAACCCAGGAUUGUUUCUGUAGCCUUUCAAAUCAUUCUCUCUUAGCAAUGUCUUUAUAUGAAGUCUGACAGAUGAGCAGCUUUCAAAUGUUCUUUUUAUUAGGAUGUUCUUGAGUUGCAGGGCUUUACGGCAUUCAGGAAGCUACAUUACUUAAGAGCGUUAUUAUGUAAAGUUGGCCUUUAAGUGCUUUAUAUCAUGUUAUAUUUCCACAUCAAAAACAUACCCAGAAUGUUGUCUUGACUCUUUCAUACAUGUUUGAGCAAUCCUUGUGUUUCCCAUGGCAACUAUUCAGGGGUGCCUAAAUGCUUAAUCAUACA